Eublepharis macularius is the source of this 4844-nucleotide messenger RNA. It is a transcript of the gene MLLT3, whose product is annotated as MLLT3 super elongation complex subunit. Lineage: Eukaryota; Metazoa; Chordata; Lepidosauria; Squamata; Eublepharidae. The record is from RefSeq and is a predicted model, not a curated record. Gene Ontology annotation, cellular component: super elongation complex. The transcript is spliced from 12 exons. The coding region runs from base 257 to 1987 and encodes 576 amino acids. Gene Ontology annotation, biological process: regulation of DNA-templated transcription.
UCGGAGGGGCUGCAGGAGAGCGCAUGCUCGGGAGAGCCGGCCGUAGCUAGCCAGGGCGAGCAGCCCAGCGCGGGGGGCUCGGUUUCAUCAGGCGGCGAGCGAGGCAGAGGCAGGCGGCGGCGGCAGGGGAGGAAGGCGAGCGAGAGCAAGCGAGUGUCCGCCAUGGGCUGGCCGCUGCCUUGCGCAUUCGCAGUCUCUUCAUGAAUUAGAGCUCGAAGGGCGGGGGCGCGCCGGAGACACCCCGGGGCCCCCAGGCAUGGCCAGCUCGUGUGCUGUUCAGGUGAAACUGGAGCUUGGGCAUCGAGCCCAGGUGAGGAAGAAACCCACUGUGGAGGGUUUUACCCAUGAUUGGAUGGUGUUCGUAAGAGGACCGGAGCAUAGUAACAUUCAGCACUUUGUGGAGAAAGUCGUCUUUCAUUUGCAUGACAGCUUCCCUAGGCCAAAAAGAGUGUGCAAAGAUCCACCAUACAAAGUUGAAGAAUCUGGGUAUGCUGGUUUCAUUUUGCCAAUAGAGGUUUACUUCAAGAACAAGGAAGAACCGAAGAAAGUCCGCUUUGACUAUGACCUGUUCCUACAUUUGGAAGGCCACCCACCUGUAAACCAUCUCCGCUGUGAGAAGCUGACUUUCAACAACCCAACGGAAGAGUUCGGAAGAAAGCUGCUGAAAGCAGGAGGGAUCAUGGUAAUGUCAGAUGGUUCGUCAGCUGCUUCAGGGCAGAGUCUUCAUCUCCCCAACCUUCCCAGUAACUCCCUGUCUUUUUCUGAAGUGAAGAAAAAAUCAUCUCAUGGGCCAAAGGACCCAAGUAAAACUAUAAGCACUAGCAGCAGCAGCAGUAGUAACAGUUUUUCAAAGCCCCAUAAAUUAACAAAGGAGCACAAGGAUAAACCUUCUAAAGACUCGAAAGAACAUAAAAGUGCCUUCAAAGAACCUUCCAGGGAACAUAACAAAUCUUCCAAAGAAACCUCUAAAAAACCCAAAGAAAACAAACCACUAAAGGAUGAAAAAAUUGUUCCUAAGAUGGCCUUCAAGGAACCCAAACCUAUGUCAAAGGAGCCAAAAUCUGAAAAUAACAUCCUUACCAUAACAGGUGGACAACAGCAAGAAAAAAAGGUCCCUACAAAAAGGCCUCCUGGUAUGGAUUCUGAGGAUCUUGUGGCCAAAAAGAGGAAAAAAAGUAGCUCGGAAACUAUAUUUAAAAGUUUUUCUAGUGCUCCUCCACUGAUACUUACUUGUUCUGCUGCUGACAAAAAGCAAGUAAAGGAUAAAUCUCAGUUUAAGAUUGGGAAAGUUAAAAUGGAAACUGAGACACUGGAGAAGAAGAAGUCCACUUUGCCACCAUUUGAUGAUAUUGUGGACCCUAAUGAUUCCGAUAUGGAGGAGAACAUGUCCUCGAAAUCUGAAUCUGAGCAACCUAGCCCUGCCAGUUCGAGCUCCAGCUCCAGCUCCAGCUUUACACCUUCACAGAACAGUCGACAACAAGGUCCUUUGAGGUCUAUAAUGAAAGAUCUGCAUUCUGAUGAUAAUGAAGAUGAAUCUGAUGAAGCAGAUGAGAAUGACAAUGACUCUGAGAUAGAGAGACCUGUAAAUACUCAUGGAGGAAGCAGGGGCCGCAGGGUUAGUCUAAGUGAUGGCAGUGACAGUGACAGCAGUUCAGCAUCUUCACCAUUGCGUCAUGAGCCACCACCAUUACUAAAAACCAAUAGCAACCAGAUUCUAGAAGUAAAGAGUCCUGUAAAACAGAGUAAAUCUGAUAAACAGAUAAAGAACGGCGAUUGUGAUAAGGCAUAUCUUGAUGAAUUAGUUGAGCUCCACAGAAGGUUAAUGACACUAAGGGAAAGACAUGUACUACAACAGAUUGUAAACCUCAUAGAAGAAACGGGACAUUUUCAUAUCACAAACACAACCUUUGACUUUGACCUUUGUUCACUGGACAAAACUACAGUUAGAAAAUUACAGAGUUACCUGGAAACAUCUGGGGCAUCCUGAGGACACAACAUGGCUGCAUCAAAAUACUGUAAUAUUUUUCUUUUUAAAAAAAGAAAUAAAACAUUCAGAGUGAUGCAACCAAAAUGGCAAAAAAAAAAUCAACCAACUCUAUUCAGCUUUAUUUUUUUUGUUAAAGCCAGUCAUCAUCUCUUGAUAAAGGAGAAGAAAAGUGACAAGCCUCAGAGGAUUGCUCUUCUCACCAAGGAAAUGCUCUGGAAGAGCUAGCCUGGAUAGCCUUGAAAAAAAAAACACUUAAUGAAUGUGUAUGGUAUCAUGUAUCUCUCUGUGGUUUUCCAGGCCACAAGACGAAUGCAUGUUCAACACACUGCCUUAUUACAUAACUGAUCUAUUUAUUAUUGCAUACGUAUAUUCUAAAGUCCUUGAGGGAAUGACACUACCAGAUGUUACGAGUCCUCGUGUACUGCUUACGAUCCUUUGAUGCAGCGCGCCGCCACCGUCACAAGCCUUUUGACCUUACUCUCCUUUCAUUGCCACUUUCUUCUUACCCUUUACUAUUCACUUUUUUUUUUAAAAGAAGGAACUUGUUUCCCACUUCCAUGGCCUCCAGGAACAAGAUACAGACAGAGGGAGGGGGCCAAAAGUGGCCCGACUUCCUUUUCUUUUUUUUAUUAUGCUCUAUCUGCUGCAGCAGAAUGGGUCCCCGGGCUGUAAUCGUGUAUUGAUCAUGGACCAUGGUAGAAAAUGCACCAAAUAGGAUCAUGACUUGCUUUCUAGCCUUAGUCAAUAAAACAUUAGGACUUUUAUUAAAGAGAAGUGUUACCGUCUGCUAUCCUGAACCCAAUGUUGUGUUUGCCAUCGACAUCUUUGUGUCUGUUCUUUAAAAAUGUUGCAUUAGAUAUCUACAGAAGUGAAGGCACUCUGAGGACUGCCAUUAAAACAGGAACACCAGUCCAGUUUUCUUAUGGGAUUGUUACAGAAAAUCCUUAAUUUGGAUGCAUUUAUUGCUCAGCAUUCCACCACUCAGCUGCCCAGAUGUGCAGUCCAAUCUUUUGUUACAAAAGUAUAUUUUUUUUGUGAUCCUACAGCAUAUGGUCUAUUUAGAUUUUGGCUCUUUUCUACCUGUUAAAUUAAAACUUUUUUUCCUUUUAAACUGUUGUCAGACAACACAUUGAGAAACAACUUGCAGUUUUCAGCACUUGUUUGGUGUACCCUACAUGCUUCUACAGCAGGGCUGUCACCCAAUAGAAGACAUUAGUUGAUUAAUUUAUGACUUUUAAUUGAUUCAUCAGUUAAAUCUACAUGACUUUGCGUAUGAAUAAACAAUAGUUCAAAAGACAAUAAAGCCUGCUUUCUUUUUUUUAGCUGGUGCACUCAUAUGUCACCACGAACAACUCCUUAGAAGGGGUAGUCCCUCUCAUGUGGGAGAGAAUGCUUUUUCUAAGGCAACACCUGCCAUCUGUGGGUUUUUUAGGUAACCAUAUUAAACAUGUUUUAAUUGUUAAAAUAAAUAUGCUGCCCCCUUAAUUGAGGGCACUUUUUUAAUCGACCAGAAGGAACUUAAUAGCUUAACCAGUAAAGCCAGCAUCCGUAAUUUCCAGAAGUAUUUCUUUUGAAUUAAAAUGAGACACAAAUGUGUUCAUUAAAACAAGUUAGGAACCUUUACAAAGAGAAGGUUUGGGAGGAGAGUUUUCCUUCCUAGACACUGUUAAUUGUUUUGGCCAAAUGAAAUAUGCUUAUGAAAUAGUUGGGUCUGCUGGACCUACCAUCCUUCAGACAAGGCUGUGUUGGAGAGACCAGUAUAUUUCCAGUCUGCUUCUUUGCCAGAUAUCCUCUGUAGCUACACAGUCAAUCUACAGUAGCAUAUGAGAGUUUAUUCCAUGCACAUAUUUUCGUGCAGCCGCAUAAUACAAGGUUCCAUCUAGGAGGUGUUCCUUCAUAAUCAAAUGGGAAUUCUUAACACUGUUUCUUUAAGUCCAAAGAAAUGAUUUCCUUUUGUGUGUGUGUGUGUCUGUUUGUUUUAAAUUAAAAUGUUGUUUGACCAUAAUCUAUGGAAAGUCUUUCUCAGGCUUCCGAAAGAACAAGUGUACUUUUCUUCAGUAAUGUUAUGAAUCUUAUUGAUGAUUGGCAUGAAACAUACUUGAAGCGUUAUGUUCUUUUUAAGUCCACAUGUUAAUUAAUGUGCAAUUGUUGGGUGGGACGGGAAGGGGUGGGAGGUUUUUGAAAUCUCUUGACAUCAAGCAUAUGAUGUGAUGUUGAAAUGUGGAGGAUGGGGGUAUUUGGGUUUUUUACAUUUUUGUCAACAUUUUUUAUAUGAAAUGUUUGAAAAUCUAAAGGCUAUCUUUCACUUUUUUUAAUGGCACACAGUUGACAUGUUUCCUUUCAGUUCAAUGCAAAACGUGUACUUUUUGGUGUCCAUUUUUGACUUUUCUAACUAAAUUUUGUGGCAAAAACUCUUAAGAGGGUGUUGGAAGGAGCACAGCCCCACAUAACUUUUGAAUAGAUAUUGGAAAGUCACAAGUUUUUUUUAAAUUUUGUGUUUUUAAUAACUGACAAAAUAAGUCCUUGGAGCCACAAAAAUAUAGUAGCUGAUGUACAGAAUUUGUGGGGGUGGAGGGGUUUAACUAUGUAAAGGGAAGAUUACUGCAAUUACAGUAGACUCUUAACUCUGACUUGCAUGUAGCUCAUCAGUCAUCCUUAUAAAAAUGUUAGUUCUCUAGUUGGAUGAGACUGAAGAUGGAAUAAACACAUUUCAGCUGCAUUUGUGUGUGUUGAAAGUGAAGGGUGUUUUCCACAAAAUUCUGGUAGAAUAAGAGCUGGUAAGUGGUGUCCUUUUUUAAAAAAAAAUUACCUUUAGUUAUUUUGUAUGCUGAAACAAAAUAAAUCAUUUUUCAAUUAA